This is a messenger RNA of Ambispora gerdemannii, 876 nucleotides long. The record is from the annotation of a GenBank genome assembly. Lineage: Eukaryota; Fungi; Glomeromycota; Glomeromycetes; Archaeosporales; Ambisporaceae.
AUGAGUCGAACCUUGUCGACAAAGUUAGUUUCAGUGGUAGUAAUAGUUUUUUCGUUUUACGCGUCAUUUCUCGACGCAUUCCCGUGGACACCGAAGUUUAAUAAACUACUCGUAUUUUCGGAUUCUUAUGGAGAUGAUGGAAACGUGUACAGAUUAUCGAAUGGAACUUGGCCACCUUCAUUUUAUUAUAAAGGUGGAUUCUCGAAUGGUCCACUUUGGACAGCUCAUCUGUCACAAAGGCUUUCGGCUCAAUUAGAAAAUUACGCGUACGGUGGUUAUUCUGGCGCAGAUGGAAACCUCAAAGUUCCAGGAAUAAAGCAACAAGUUAAUACUUUCACGGCCAAGGUUUCUAACCAAACUGAUCUUAGUCACACUCUGGCUGUGUUUUGGCCGAUUGGAAAUGAUUACGUAUUCACAAACUAUACAGCUGCUCCCUCGGAUGUAGUAACAAGAUUAGCUUCCGCUUGGACUCUUGUAUACGCUAAAGGAGUUCGACACUUUUUGAUACCAAACCUUUUCGACAUUUCACUCCUUCCAAUCUUCAAAGGGUCAGCACCAUCUUUUCUCGCUUUGCUCAAAGACAUUUAUCAAAAAAAUAACAAGGAACUCAAAAAAGCGAUCAAGACCUUCGAAGCAUCGCAUCCUGACGUGAGAGUCUACGCUUUCCAAGCCGAUCAAUUUUGGGUCUAUUAUCGAAAAGUGCAAGCUUCUAGACUUGGUAUCACUAACUUCGAAGAUGGGUGUGCGAGUACUUAUGAAAGCAAACCGUUGACUAUUUGUUCGAAUCCGGAUAGUUAUUUCUAUUGGGAUGGCUUUCAUCCUUCGGCAAAAGUUCAUCAAGCUAUUGCUGCUGGCUUUUAUGCGUCUUUAGGUUGA